AUGCUAAAUCUUUCUAUUAUAAUAUGUUUUGCAUAUGAUGUGGCGAAGAGAAGCAACAAAAUUAUCUUGGACUUCGAGCGCUACUGCAAUGAAUUCUCAAGAGACACGUAUCAUUGGUUAUGCUAUAGAGAAUCAACGGUGCAUGCCAUAGGCAUGUCAUUCCUCGCAGCUCAAAAGUUAGGCGGAGUAACGGAGACAGUUCGCAAAACAGCAGUAAUGAAAGCUAUUAUAGAAAUGCGGAAAAUGGGAUACGCGGCGGAAUCUAUACAUCUUGGCGCAUAUAUAAUGGAUAAAUGUUUGGACUCAUUUCAUGUGGCAUGUCAAGCUCUACCCGAUGUCUGUGCCGUCUCUAUGGUGCUGGGGACGAAAAUUGAAGAGUAUGAAUCUUUGCGUCCUGGUACCUUGAAUGGUCUCGCAGGUGCCAGCAGAAACAAGAAACGCCUUUGCCAUAUUGAAAAACGAAUCAUACAUGAGCUAGCUAGUGGCUUAUGCUUCCCGACGCCGCUAGUCCUUGCAAAUUUCAUGUUGGCUCACCUCCACAGCAAUGAAGAACAAGCACGUUUUGUACAUUACCUCCUGGAUCUCGCAGUAUUGGAGUCCCGUUUUCGAGAUGAAGCCGGCGCAAGGCUGGCCCAUGCAGCUGUUUGCAUCUCAGCUGCUGUUGUGGACGACAACAAAGUACGCAAUUCCGAAUGUCGAGCUUUAGUUGAAGCAGAACAUCGUCUUUCGAACUUCACGCAAAUGCUCUGUGGAAGUACGCGGGAUGUCAUGCGAGAAUUGAUCAUAGAAAUGGAAAAGGCUGUUGACGAAAAAAACGCGGUUUUAGUCGAGUAUUUAGCUGAGGACAGCAGACGGGUGUGUUAUUCUGAAGUUUCACCAGCUUUGUGGAAUUUUAUUUUCAAGGAUUCGCAUAUUCGUAUCCACAACGACAAGGAGUCGGAGUCUAUAUUGCAGAUAGCAUAAUGACAGUUUUGCCCAGUAUAAAGCUUGAAAGUAACGAGACGAUUCUGAUAUAAUAAUGAGUCAAUUAAGCACCUCAUUUUCUACGUAAUCAUUGUUAAGCAUAUCUGAUUUGUACCCAGAGUUUGUUUGGCAUAGGACUUGCAAAGUCACCUAUUGAU
Messenger RNA from Cylicocyclus nassatus, 1121 nucleotides. NCBI's taxonomy places the organism in Eukaryota, Metazoa, Nematoda, Chromadorea, Rhabditida, Strongylidae. The record is from the annotation of a GenBank genome assembly.